Messenger RNA from Notolabrus celidotus (New Zealand spotty), 7820 nucleotides. Its product is annotated as phospholipid-transporting ATPase ABCA1-like. Gene Ontology annotation, molecular function: ABC-type transporter activity; ATP binding; lipid carrier activity. Lineage: Eukaryota; Metazoa; Chordata; Actinopteri; Labriformes; Labridae. The transcript is spliced from 49 exons. Gene Ontology annotation, biological process: lipid transport; transmembrane transport. The record is from RefSeq and is a predicted model, not a curated record. The coding region runs from base 227 to 7117 and encodes 2296 amino acids. Gene Ontology annotation, cellular component: intracellular membrane-bounded organelle; membrane.
AGUCUGGGAUAGAUGCUGCUGAGUGGAGCCGCAGGAGGAGACCCAGAGGCCGACACACAGCCCGGACCCCGGUACGUGACCGUGAGUCUCCUUCUUUAUAACUCUGAAACUUUGUCAACACAUAGACCUCCUCUCAGGAUCAAAGGGUCCUGCCGCCUCAGGUGUUCAUCAGAUCCAGAGCGAGCGGCGAUCAUCAUUCAGACGUGGAGCUGAGCAGACCUCAGACAUGUCUGUGAGGACCCAGCUGGGCCUGCUGCUGUGGAAGAACCUGACCUACAGACGCCGCCAGACCCUUCAGCUGGUGUUGGAGAUCUUGUGGCCGCUCUUCAUCUUCUUCAUCCUCAUCGCCGUCAGACUGAACUACCCCCCCUACGAGCAGCAUGAGUGUCAUUUUCCAAACAAGGCGAUGCCGUCUGCGGGCACGUUGCCAUGGAUACAGGGAAUCCUUUGCAACGCCAACAACCCGUGCUUCAGGAACCCGACGCCAGGCGAGUCUCCGGGGGUCGUCGGGAAUUUCAACGACUCCAUAAUCUCUCGCUUGUUUUCGGACGCUAAGAAGAUUCUCCUCUACAGUCAGAAUGACAGAAACCUGGACGGGUUCAAGGAGCUGGCUCAGGCCCUGAAGGCGCUGCAGGGCAGCCAAUCAGGGUUUAAGUUGAAGCACUUCCUGCGUGAUGAUGAGACUCUGACGUCGUUCCUGCGGAGCAACGCCUCGAUGUCCGAAUACAACGUCCAACAAAUCACAAACGCAGACAUCAACCUGGAGAAGGUCAUCCUGAAAGGUUUUGGGGUCCACCUGAGGGACAUGUGUCCCAGAAAGGGAGGUAAGCGGAGCCUGGAGGAGUUUGUUAAAAUUGAAGAUCCUCAGUUGUCCAUGCUGGUGCAGGAAGUCCUCUGCCAGGCCCCGCCCACUUGGUUGAACCAUGCCGAGGAGCUUUUCAUGAGCAACCUGGACUUCCUCAAACCAAUCCAGAGGGACGUCAAGUCCGACCCAGAGGCCGUCCGACAGGUCGCCAAGGCAACCAACAACCUCCUGGAUAAUCUGGGUUCACUGGCUGUGGAGUUGGCGAGUAUGAAGAGCUGGAUCGACCUGAGGAAUGAGAUCGUAUUCCUGACUCAGAAUGCUACGUCGUCUCCCAGCACUAUGUACAAGGCGGUCUCCAGGAUCGUGUGCGGACACCCAGAGGGCGGCGGUCUGCAGAUCAAGUCCCUGAACUGGUACGAGGACAGCAACUACAAGGCCCUGUUCGGAAACCACAACAGCAGUGAGGACGAGCCAGCUGCACUCUACGACAACUCCACCACUCCGUUCUGUAACAGUCUGGUCAGGAGCAUGGACUCGAACCCGAUGUCUCGGAUGAUCUGGACCGCUGUGAAGCCUCUGCUGCUGGGGAAGAUCCUCUACACGCCCCACACCCCCGCCACCGCCAGGGUCAUCCACGAGGUGAACCGGACCUUCCAGGAGCUUGGUGUGUUCAGGGACCUGGGCGGGAUGUGGGAGGAGAUGAGACCUAAAGUCUGGAACUUUGUGGAGAACAGCGAGCAGAUGGACCUGGUCAGGACUCUGCUGAAGAACAACGCCACCGCCAAGUUCUUCCACGCUCAGCUCAGCAGCACCGAUUGGACCGUCUCCGACAUUUCUGACUUCCUGACCAAGAAGGCGGAGGAUCCCCGGCCAGCUGGUAGCGUCCUCACCUGGAGGGAGGUCUUCAACGAGACGGACCAGGCCAUCAUGAGCAUCUCCCGCUUCAUGGAGUGUGUGAACCUGGACAAACUGGAGCCGGUCUCCACUGAGGAGCGUCUGGUGAAUCAGUCCAUGCUGCUUCUGGAGGACAGGAAGUUCUGGGCGGGGAUCGUGUUCCCUGACGUCGACCCCAACGCCACCGAGCUGCCCGCCAAACUCAACUACAAGAUCCGCAUGGACAUCGACAACGUGGAGCGCACCAACAAGAUCAAAGACGCGUACUGGGACCCUGGUCCUCGAGCCGACCCCUUUGAGGACAUGAGGUACCUCUGGGGCGGGUUCACGUACCUGCAGGAUGUCAUAGAGCAAGGCAUCAUCAGAGCGGUGACGGGUACCAAGGAGAAGACGGGCGUGUACAUCCAGCAGAUGCCGUACCCGUGCUACGUGGAUGACAUAUUCCUGCGUGUGAUGAGCCGCUCCAUGCCGCUCUUCAUGACUCUGGCGUGGAUGUACUCUGUGGCGAUCAUCCUGAAGAGCGUGGUGUACGAGAAGGAGGCGCGUCUGAAGGAGACCAUGAGGAUCAUGGGUCUGAAUAACGGCAUCCUGUGGUUCAGCUGGUUCAUCAGCUGCCUGAUCCCCCUCCUGAUCAGCGCCGGGCUGCUGGUUCUGCUGCUCAAGAUGGGGAACCUGCUGCCCUACAGCGACCCCGGCGUGGUCUUCCUCUUCCUGGGCUCCUUCGCCGUGGUCACCAUCAUGCAGUGUUUCCUGCUCAGCACGGCGUUUGCUCGUGCUAACCUGGCGGCGGCGUGUGGAGGGAUCAUCUACUUCACGCUGUACCUGCCCUACGUUCUGUGCGUGGCCUGGCAGGACUACAUCGGCUUCGGAGCUAAAGUCUUCGCUAGCCUCCUGUCCCCCGUGGCGUUUGGGUUCGGCUGUGAGUACUUUGCUCUGUUUGAAGAGCAGGGGGUCGGGAUCCAGUGGAAGAACCUGUUCUCCAGUCCUUUGGAGGAGGAUGACUUCAGCCUGCGCACCGCCAUCGUCCUCAUGUACUUUGACUCCUUCCUGUACGGACUGCUCACCUGGUACCUGGAGGCGGUGUUCCCAGGUCAGUAUGGGAUCCCCCGGCCCUGGUUCUUCCCCUUCACGAAGUCUUACUGGUUCGGAGAGAAGGAUGGAAAGUCCAGCAAAGUCCCUCUGGGCCGCAGAGGGAACUCAGGAGCUGUGUGCAUAGAGGAGGAGCCGGCUCACCUGGAUCCAGGAGUCUACAUCGAGAACCUGGUGAAGGUUUACCGUCACGGGAAGAAGCUGGCCGUGGACGGACUGACGCUCGGGUUCUACGAGGGACAGAUCACCUCGUUUCUGGGACACAAUGGAGCUGGGAAGACCACCACCAUGUCUAUCCUGACCGGUCUGUUCCCCCCCACCUCUGGGACCGCCUACAUCCUGGGCAAAGACAUCCGAACCGAGCUGAGCGCCAUCCGACAGAGUCUGGGAGUCUGCCCGCAACACAACGUCCUGUUCAGCAUGCUGACGGUGGAGGAGCACAUCUGGUUCUAUGGGCGGCUCAAAGGCCUGACCGAGGAGCAGGUGAAAGGUGAAAUCGAGCAGAUCCUGCAAGACACCGGUCUGCCCCACAAACGCAAGUCCAGAGCCAGCGCUCUGUCCGGGGGGAUGCAGAGGAAGCUGUCUGUGGCUCUGGCCUUCGUUGGGGGGUCAAAGGUUGUGAUCCUGGACGAGCCCACGGCUGGUGUGGACCCCUACGCCCGCAGAGGGAUCUGGGAUCUGCUGCUCAAAUACAGACAGGGUCGGACCAUCAUCCUGUCCACACACCACAUGGACGAGGCCGACAUCCUGGGGGACCGGAUCGCCAUUAUCUCUCAUGGGAAGCUUUGCUGCGUGGGCUCCUCCCUCUACCUGAAGAACCAGCUGGGGACUGGGUACUACCUGACCCUGGUCAAGAAAGAACCAGAACCAUCGCUGAGCUCCUGCAGAAACUCAUCCAGCACCGUGUCCAUCAAGAAGGAGGAGGAGGAGUGUGCGUCCGUCAGCAGCAGUGACGCCGGGCUCGGCAGUGAACAUGAAAGUGAGGCAGCGACCAUCGAGAACGGCCCCGCAGCGUCCGUCUGUGACGCCCCCCUCGUGCUCACGGACGUGGCUUUGGUCUCCAGUCUGAUCCUGUGUCACGUCCCCGCCGCCCGUAUGGUGGAGGACCUGGGACACGAGCUGACCUACGUGCUGCCGUACAGCGCCGCCAAAGACGGGGCGUUCGUGAAGCUCUUCAAAGACCUGGACCUGAAGCUGUCGGACCUCGGUAUCUCCAGCUACGGCGUGUCGGACACCACGCUGGAAGAGAUUUUCCUGAAAGUGGCAGAAGACAACGGAGUCGACACUGAAGUGCCCUCAGACGGUACACUUCCUGUCCGGAGGCGGAGGAGGACUCACGCCUUUGGGGGAGGAGACCAUCAGAGCUGCCUGAGACCGUUAACGGAGGACGACAACAACGAGGGCAACGAGUCUGACGGAGACCCGGAGUGCCGAGAGACGGACUGGCUGACCUGCACUGAGGGUAAAGGCUCGUAUCAGGUCGGGGGGUGGAGCCUGAGGAGGCAGCAGUUCGUGGCUCUGAUGUGGAAACGCUUCCUCUACGCUCGCCGCUCCAGGAAGGGCUUCUUCGCUCAGAUCGUUCUCCCCGCCGUGUUCGUGUGCAUCGCUCUGGUCUUCAGUCUCAUCGUCCCCCCGUUUGGAAAGUACCCGAGUCUGGAGCUGCAGCCCUGGAUGUACGAGGACCAGGUCACCUUCAUCAGUGAUGACGCCCCCACAGACGCCAACAUGCAGAGGUUGCUGAACUCUCUCCUGGAUCCUCCGGGCUUUGGGACUCGCUGUAUGGAUGGACACCCGAUCCCAGAGGCCCCGUGUACGAUCGGUGAUGAGGACUGGAUCCACCCGGACAUCCCUGAAACCGUCAUGCAGAUCUUCAGCUCCAGGAACUGGACCAUGGACGACCCGUCUCCGGCCUGUUUCUGCUCCUGUGACGGGAAGAAGAAGAUGCUGCCCGAGUGUCCCGCCGGAGCCGGAGGUCUGCCCCCCCCUGAGAUGAUGAUGAGCGCCUCAGACUCUCUGCAGAACCUGACAGGAAGAAAUAUCUCUGACUACCUAGUGAAGACUUACGCUCAGAUCAUCGGCAAGAGUCUGAAGAACAAAGUUUGGGUGAAUGAGUUCAGGUACGGAGGAUUCUCAUUGGGCGCCAGGAGCACUCAAGUCCUUCCUCCCGCCAAAGAGAUCGACGACGCCAUCGAGCGAGUCAGGAAGAUCUUUGAGCUUCAGAAGGGCGCGGCUGCUGAUCGGUUUCUGGACAAUCUGUCGGGCUUCAUCAACGGAUUGGACACAAAGAACAACGUGAAGGUGUGGUUCAACAACAAAGGCUGGCACAGCAUCGGAGCCUUCAUCAACGUGAUGAACAACGCCAUCCUCAGAGCUCACCUGCCCCCAGGUGCAGACCCCAGCCAGUACGGCAUCUCCGCCCACAACCACCCGCUCAACCUGACCAAGGAGCAGCUGUCUCAAGUGGCACUGGUAACGACCUCAGUGGACGUCCUGGUGUCGAUCUGCGUGAUCUUUGCGAUGUCGUUCGUCCCGGCGAGCUUCGUGGUCUUCCUGAUUCAGGAGCGCGUCACAAAAACCAAACACAUGCACUUCAUCAGCGGCGUGCAGCCGCUGCUCUACUGGACCGCCAACUUCAUCUGGGACAUGUGCAACUACAUCGUCCCGGCAACGCUCGUCAUCAUCAUCUUUGUGUGUUUCCAACAAAAAGCCUACGUGUCCGCCACCAACCUGCCGGUGCUCGCCCUGCUGCUGCUGCUCUACGGCUGGUCGAUCACCCCUCUGAUGUACCCGGCGUCGUUCUUCUUUAAGAUCCCGAGCACGGCGUACGUGGUUCUCACCAGCGUCAACAUCCUCAUCGGCAUCAAUGGCAGCAUCUCCACCUUCGUCAUGGAGCUGUUCGGAAACAACGAGAUUGGAGGGAUUAACGACAUCCUGAAGAACGUCCUGCUCAUCUUCCCUCACUUCUGUCUGGGUCGAGGACUCAUCGACAUGGUGAAGAACCAGGCCAUGGCCGACGCCCUGGAGAGAUUUGGUGAGAACAGGUUCCGCUCCCCUCUGGAGUGGGACAUGGUUGGGAAAAACCUGUUUGCCAUGGCGGUGGAGGGCGUGGUCUUCUUCAUCAUCACCCUCCUCAUCCAGUACAGGUUCUGCAUCAAACCCAGGCCGGUCAGUAAACUGACGAAGCUGGGUCCCCUGGGCGAGGAGGACGAGGACGUGGCCCGAGAGAGACAGAGGAUCGUCCACGGUCUGGGACAUGGAGACAUCCUGGAGCUCCGACAGCUCACCAAGGUGUUUAAGAGAAAGCAGAAACCGGCCGUGGACCGACUGUGUGUGGGGAUUCCACCUGGAGAGUGUUUCGGCCUGCUCGGCGUCAACGGGGCGGGGAAGACCACCACCUUCAAGAUGCUGACGGGUGACACGUUGGUGACCAGCGGGGAGGCAUUCCUCAACGGGAAGAGCAUCCUGAGAGAGAUCGAGGAGGUGCAUCAGAACAUGGGUUACUGUCCUCAGUUCGACUCCAUCAACGAGCUGCUGACAGGUAGAGAACACCUGGAGCUGUACGCCGUGCUCAGAGGGGUCCCCGAGAAGGAAGUGUGUGACGUGGCAGAGUGGGGGAUCAGGAAGUUGGGUUUGUUGAAGUAUGCUGAUAAGAAAGCAGGAAGUUACAGCGGAGGAAACCUGAGGAAGCUCUCUACAGCCAUGGCUCUGAUCGGAGCUCCACGUGUCGUCUUCCUGGACGAGCCCACCACUGGCAUGGACCCCAAAGCUCGCCGCGCCCUCUGGAACUGCAUCCACAGCGUCAUCAAGGAGGGACGCUCCGUGGUCCUCACCUCACACAGCAUGGAGGAGUGUGAGGCUCUGUGUACCAGGAUGGCGAUCAUGGUGAACGGCAGGUUCCGGUGUCUGGGCAGCGUUCAGCACCUGAAGAACAGGUUCGGUGACGGGUACACCAUCAUCCUGCGGGUGGCGGGGCCCAGCCCCGACCUUCAGCCCGUCAUGAAGUUCAUUGAGAGCGAGCUGAGCGGCAGCACGCUGAAGGAGAAACACAGGAACAUGCUGCAGUACCAGCUGCCCUCCUCGCUCACCUCGCUCACACACAUCUUCUCCAUCCUCGCCAAGAACAAGGACACGCUCCGCAUCGAGGACUACUCCGUCACCCAGACCACUCUGGACCAGGUGUUUGUGAACUUUGCGAAGGACCAGAGUGACGACUAUCACUCCAAAGACGCCUCUGUGAGGAAGAAAGACGUGUCCAUCGACAUCCCCACGAUAAGCUCCACCCCUGGAGCGGCUGAGGGGCGGAGCUCUCUGAGGGAGAGCGUCAUGUGACCGUGUUUUCAGACCUGCAGCAGAGCGGAUGCCACGCCUCCUCUGCUGUGAUGUCAUAGUGAUUUUUUAAAAUGUGGGCGGAGUCACGUGCUGCCUCAUGCCAGUCAAUGCAAACUGUUUCCUGUCCUCGGUGUGAUGCCGCCGCCGCCGCCGCUGCUGCCGCCACCACCGAGCGAGUCCGUUAGAGACACUUGAAUAAGUUGUUGUGUUGAUUGAUCGCUGCCGAUCAGCUGAUCAGCUCGAACAUGAAGAACCAAUCAGACAAAGAGUCGACUGAGAACAUUUUAAAAACGAUUGAUUCCGUUUUUAAAGUUUAUUUAUGUUUUUGUUAAAUCUUUGUGACAUCACUGCUCCCUGUCCAACAGCCAAUCAGUGAUCGGUACAUUGAUUUUAUAGUUUUUAUAAGAAAAGGAGAAAAAACAGAUUUGUAGAGUUUUACCUCGUCAGCUCCUCACGGCACACGACAGUAUUCAUCAGACCCGAUCACAGCUGAUCAUCGAUUCAAUCGAUUCAUCCAUCGAUUCAUCCAUCGAUUCAUCAACAGAUUUAACGAUUGAUUCAUCAAGAGAUUGAUUGAUUGAUCGAUCAGCUUUCAGCACUUUAAGUGUUUGCACUGACACCUCCUGGUUUUAUCUUCAGUUAUUUUAUGAAGCUGAUGAAAUGAGCUGUUUCUUGACCUUCAAAAUAAAAGACACAAAUCUGA